AUGAAGAUAUCCGGUAUCAAAAGGCUAUGCCUGAUUGCAGCUUGCGUCCACGCCGCAGUAGCCGAGCCCGUUGUUCGCACGGGGUUAGAUGUCCUGCGUGGAGCGGACUACAAGCAACUACAAGGGCGCAAAGUCAUCAUCCUGACGAAUCCUACCGGAAUUACCCCUGAGUUUGACUUGGGCGUAGACGUCAUGGCCUCGUCUGGCAAGGUCAACCUUGCUGGGGUCAUGGGCCCUGAACAUGGCUUUCGAGGUACCGCACCGGCCGGGGGGUCGGAGGGCACAUUUACAGAUGAAAAGACUGGUUUGACGGUUUAUGAUGCAUACAACGCCAACACGUCCACCCUGGUGGGGUAUAUCCGAGACUCAGGAGCGGACACGGUUCUCUAUGACAUUCAGGACGUUGGGGCGCGGUUUUACACAUAUACGUGGGCAAUGUAUGACACGAUGGUCGCCGCUGCCCUAUCCAACGUAUCAUACGUUGUUCUCGACCGACCCAACCCCAUAACCGGGCUCAAUGCUUUCGGUCCCGUGCUGGAAGAGAAGUACGCAUCGUACGUCGGACGCCGACCAAUUGCCCAAGCCCACGGUAUGACAUCUGCCGAAUUGGCGCGUAUGUUCGUCGGUGAAGGCUGGAUCAAGGAUGCCGCCCAGGGGGCAAAUUUACGCCUUGACGUCGUUCCAAUGGAGGGAUGGAAGCGAGAGAUGGCAUGGGAAGACACCGGUUUACCAUGGGUCAUGCCUAGCCCUAGUACAUAUGCCAACCCCUCAAACGGCCCUGCUAUACCCGGGACGGGCAUGUUUGAAGGAACCAACCUGUCCGAGGGACGGGGAACUACGCGACCCUUCGAGUUGCUGGGUGCGACGUUCGGUAAUGAGACCUGGGCCAUGCACAUGCGGUCCCUGGAGGUUCCCAAUACGAACUAUCGUUUCGCGUGCUUUAGCCCGACGACUUCCAAAUUUGAAUCGGAAACGGCUUGCGGCGUUCAGACUUAUGUCUCAAUACCAGACCAAGCGGGCUAUGAAGCAUUUGAUCCGGUCUACCUGGGCGUCGCUUUGUUGUCGACAGCCAAGCAGCUUUAUCACAUUCCCAAAAAUGGGACCGCAUUCGAGUGGCUGGCGAAUACCUCUAACAGAAGGCAGUUUAAUAUAGAUAUCCUGGCAGGAAGUCCAUUAAUUCGCGAGGGAAUUGACGCUGGAUUGACACCAGAUGCAAUUAGAGCAAGCUGGAAGGAUGAUUUGGCCGAAUUUAAAGCCCGGAGAGCGAAAUGGUUGCUGUAUUGA
Aspergillus campestris IBT 28561 is the source of this 1284-nucleotide messenger RNA. Its product is annotated as DUF1343 domain-containing protein. The transcript is spliced from 5 exons. Bases 1 to 1284 code for a protein of 427 amino acids. The record is from RefSeq and is a predicted model, not a curated record. NCBI's taxonomy places the organism in Eukaryota, Fungi, Ascomycota, Eurotiomycetes, Eurotiales, Aspergillaceae. Gene Ontology annotation, molecular function: peptidoglycan beta-N-acetylmuramidase activity.